This is a messenger RNA of Triticum aestivum (bread wheat), 2713 nucleotides long. RefSeq lists its product as uncharacterized. The transcript is spliced from 10 exons. NCBI's taxonomy places the organism in Eukaryota, Viridiplantae, Streptophyta, Magnoliopsida, Poales, Poaceae. The record is from RefSeq and is a predicted model, not a curated record. The coding region runs from base 1186 to 2571 and encodes 461 amino acids.
UAAUUCUAGCCGUUAGUAUGCAAAUCACGCUUGGUCCAGCAAUGAAUCUCUCAGAGACAGCUCUUACAUCUUCCAAUGGUAGUUCUACUCCCACAUCUAGGAUAUCUGUUCAAAAAUUAUGUAUGGCAGUAGCUCAGUUUUCCCAAUUCAAGAGAGACCUUGCUAAGGAAACAGGCUUCGGUGGAAUGCUAGAAUUGAAGAUAAUGCACAAGACUAAUCUGAAGUUCAGUUCUUUCCUAAUGGAGAGAGUUGACACCGAGUCUUCAAGCUUGUUAUUAGACGUAGAUAGGGUUAUCCAAAUUUCUGACAAAGAUGUUCAAGACGUUUUUGGUCUGCCAAUUGGCACCAGAUUGAUUCCGAAUUGCAUGACAGACAUGUCGAACGCCUGCAUAGAGUUCAGCAGGCUUGCGGCUUCACAUAGUACCAAGGGGAUUCAUAGUUUGAAGGCUGCAGAAAUGAUAUUGGGUAUGCAUGUGGACGCCAACUCAACUAAAUUGCAGAAGGAUUGCUUCAAGAUUGCAUUUGUUAUCUUCUCAGUUGGUCACGUUCUCAACCCAUCUGCCAAGCAUGACUAUACCAGCGUUGAUUAUUGGGCUGCACUAGUAGUUCCCUCGGAGAUAAACUCAUUCAACUGGUGCAAAUAUGUUAGAGAUAGUCUGAUGAAGGGUGUUCGUAAGUUAAAAGCAGACAUUAUUAACCGUCACAGCAGAAUUCAAAUAAUUGGAUGCCACCUGCUGCUGCAGGUAAAUGUGCUUGACAGGAUUGAUCAGUCUAGCAAAUGCAUUCCGCAACAAAUAUAUCCAAGGAUCCAAGUCUUCGACAACGUCACCACGAAGAAAGCAAUAGAUGCAUUGAGUGACAAUUCUGGCUCUGAAAUAGUUUUUUGCGGUCCAAACUGUACCAUAAAAGUGCAGGCUCAAAAUUGUGGCCAACUACAAUUGUCAGAUCCCCCUCAGUUGAAUUGCCGAGUAGCACCGUCCACUGAACCUCCAAUUAUGUCAGUAAGGGAAGAUCCCAGGCAUUAGCCGUCGAGUUUGCCAACCAAAUGAGAAGGAAAUACCCAAUGAUAGUGAUUUUUUUCUGCACCACUUAAUUUGUUCUGUCACAGUUUAUUUUUUAAUUAUUGUCAUAACCAAGUUAUAACAAAUCGUUUGAAGUAAUAAAAAGUUUGUACAUAUUUUUGCAAUGCAACUCAAACUAUAUAUGUUUUUUCAGGCAGGCGACAAAAUCGGCAUUUUAAUCAAAGAACACAAUGCAUGCGUGAUGGCAAAUGUAGGCGAGUUCCGUCAAGCAACUCAGACGGCGAUGUUUAGUUUUCUUGACAUACUUGUGGAAUGUCUCGCAGACAGGUGUGCAUGCUGUAGCCUUGCUGGGCGUGCAUCUUGUCUUCUCAAAUGCACUUUUGAUCGAGGGAGCUCUACCGGUCGAAACACAUUACCACGUAAGAGGGUUUAUGCAAAAACAAAUGGUGCUUCCAGUAGCAGGCCACCUCAAAGGAACGAGGCAUCAGGUGGUCAAGCCAGCAUGGACAUCGACGAAGAUGCUGAUCUAAGUCAUAAAGACAUUCCCGAUAGUUUUAACCGGCUGGCACAUACAGUGGACAAAACUGUUGCACAUGUACUAAGGCUUUACAUGGACAUUGACAAAUCCUGCGAAGAUUUUGUUGGUUUCGCCCAAUGCACUGACCUUCCUAUGAACAUGAAGAACAAUGUGUCUGGAGAUUUGGCAACUAGACUAUGGUCGCCAUUGUCAAUCACAGAGCGUUGCAUUAACAUGCUAUCACAAAUCAUUGAGUUUUGGAUAUCGAAGUCGCCCUCCAACAUGCUCGCCAGACAUUGGGUUAUUCAUAAGACCCCACGGUAUAUCUCUAUCGGUGGUAACUCCAUCAAAACAGAGUUGCUUGGUUGUAAAACAUUGAGCCACGAGAGUUGUGCUGUGCUUGCUCGUCGUUUUGCCCAGAUUGAACGUGCAUUUGCGAAUUCCAAGGGUGAGGUCAUUUCGUGCCAGUUCAUGGAGCCAGAUUUUGCAACACUAGUUAUGAGCAACAUCGAUCCUAGGUAUGUCAAGUCAAUCCGAAUAGAACUUACAGAGGAGAAAGAAAUUGAGAAGUGCAGAAUGUUUUCUUUUCCCAGCAUCACCGAUGAUGGAUGGUGCGUUUACCAGCUGGACAUGCUUCGCAAAAGGAUGAUAGUGCUCGAUCCUCGUGCAGGACCUUUUGGAUACACUACUGACAUGGUUAAGUUCCACGAAUUCGUCAGCAACAAAAUUCUUGCAUGCUUCUUCCUUUGUGUCAAGCAUUUCUUCCGGAGUUGGCCUUGCACUGAUGCUGGAUGGUCACGGUCAUUACCGAUUGUAAUGUCCGACAAGUUCCCUAGCAAAGACCAUGGCAUAUGUGCUUUAUUCAUGGCUACCAAUCACGACGGUGAUAGCCUCGCACAACCCACUACAAAGGAUAAUAUCAAUUGUUUCCGCCGCAACAUUACCUAUGAAUUAAUGCGCAUCCCGGGCAAUGAGUCACAAAUACCAGCUGAAGCACUUCAAUCUAUCAGAUCAUCCCUCAAUAUGCCUUAGAUCAUCUCACCCUUUUUGAUCUAAUUAUCACCAGUUUGUACCGUUUAAAUUGUUUUGUAACAGACAUUUCUUCUUAGAUUGAUCAUGCCAUAUUAAUAAAUAUGGUUGUUUACUCGAUGACCCAUUUCAUAUCACUACCCUU